This is a messenger RNA of Theileria annulata, 501 nucleotides long. Its product is annotated as mitochondrial import inner membrane translocase subunit, putative. Lineage: Eukaryota; Apicomplexa; Aconoidasida; Piroplasmida; Theileriidae. Bases 1 to 501 code for a protein of 166 amino acids. The record is from RefSeq and is a predicted model, not a curated record. The transcript has 3 exons.
AUGGUAAAUGAUUAUUUAAAUGUAUUCUUGUCUGACCGGUAUGUAAAUUAUCAAAUUUUGGGCCAGAAUCUCAGUGAGAAUGAGUUGCAGUUGCAGGAAAUUGCAAAGAUACAGCGGAAUGUUCAGGAAAGCUGUUUAUUACGUGCCUCCAUGAUAGGCAUUGGAAGUGGAGUUUUAGGGAGUUUGGUGGGAACAUUUUUGUAUAGUAUAAACAUGUCGAAUUCGAGUGUGGACACUGAGGUUUCCGUGAAGAAGGAAUUCUUAAAACAGUACAAAAACUUUGUGCCAUACGUCAAAAGCACAAUUAAAAGCUUUGCUAAACUCGGAUUUCUCUACUCACUCUUCGAAUGCCUUAUUAACAAAGUAUACAAUCUAUUUAUCCCUAAUUAUCUCAUUUUGCCUAUAUGUAACAUUAAUGAUACAGAAUGGUCCUUUUGCCACUGUCGGCGGUUGUAUCGGUUUUGCCACGUUCUCAUUCCUCAUGGAGUCUUAUCAGCGUAA